AAGGGACAUUUGUUGUGUCACACUUGCGGCAGAGAGAUUAUUCGACCGCAAGAAUUACAAGAACAUAUUGUUGAGGAUAGAAACACUGGAAAGUAUGUUUGUAACAAAUGUAAUAAACAAUCGUCUGGCUUCAUGAUAUUGGUUCAACAUUUGGCAAGGCAACAUGGUAAUGCUGGAAACUAUCAAUGUGCUUUAUGUCAAGAACUGGAAUCGACAGAACCAACUGGUGUUGGAUACGUUUGUUGUGUUUGCGAUGUUGUAUUUGAUUUUCCCAGAGACCUUGAAGAUCACAUGGUCACCCAUGACUCAAUCUGA
This is a messenger RNA of Paramuricea clavata, 315 nucleotides long. The record is from the annotation of a GenBank genome assembly. NCBI's taxonomy places the organism in Eukaryota, Metazoa, Cnidaria, Anthozoa, Malacalcyonacea, Plexauridae.